Messenger RNA from Bactrocera neohumeralis, 1620 nucleotides. It is a transcript of the gene Paics, whose product is annotated as bifunctional phosphoribosylaminoimidazole carboxylase/phosphoribosylaminoimidazole succinocarboxamide synthetase. The record is from RefSeq and is a predicted model, not a curated record. The transcript has 6 exons. Bases 228 to 1505 code for a protein of 425 amino acids. Gene Ontology annotation, molecular function: phosphoribosylaminoimidazolesuccinocarboxamide synthase activity. Gene Ontology annotation, biological process: 'de novo' IMP biosynthetic process. Lineage: Eukaryota; Metazoa; Arthropoda; Insecta; Diptera; Tephritidae.
CAAACACACUUAAAAGCCUAUUUUCCUUUGUGUGUGACUGAAAUGAACGAAACAGCACUACCAUGUUGGAACGAUUCCAUGCAAAGACUUAAAGAGAACCACAAUUCAUUUGCCGCAAUCAGUACACAACAGACGAUCGAAUUAAACAUUUGUUGUCGAAUCUUAUUUUAAAUAUUAUAUUAAAAUUCAAAAGCACGUGCGACAAUUGCAACAAUAAGUACAUUAAAAUGGCUACUACUAUUGGGGACUACAAAUUGGGUAAAAUCCUCAUUGAGGGUAAAACUAAACAGGUUUACGAUCUCCCUGAACAUCAAGGGUUGUGCCUGUUGCUGAGCAAAGACCGUAUUACAGCUGGUGAUGGUGUGAAGGCACACGAUCUGCAAGGCAAAGCGGAGAUUUCUAACACAACAAAUGGACUAGUUUUCGGCAUUCUAAACGAAGCGGGAAUAAAUACGGCCUACGUCAAACCUUGCUCGGGCAAUGCCUUCAUUGCUAAGAAAUGUGAAAUGAUACCCAUCGAGUGGGUCACCAGACGUUUAGCUACUGGUUCGUUUUUGAAACGUAAUACCGGUGUGCCGGAAGGAUACAGGUUUUCACCGCCAAAACAGGAAACGUUCUUUAAGGAUGAUGCCAAUCACGAUCCUCAAUGGUCUGAUGAACAAAUUAUCUCAGCGAAAUUCAAUUUUAACGGUGUCCUAAUAGGGCAAGAUGAGUUGGACAUUAUGAAGCGAACCACUGUACUAGUGUUUGAAAUUUUAGAGAAAGCUUGGGCCACCAGGAAUUGUGCUCUUAUUGAUAUGAAAGUAGAAUUUGGCAUCGAUUCUGAAGGAAACAUUGUGCUCGCCGACAUUAUCGAUUCAGACUCGUGGCGUCUGUGGCCGUCUGGCGACAAACGUUUAAUGGUCGAUAAACAAGUAUAUCGUAAUCUCUCCACAGUCACCGAUAGUGAUCUGGACACAGUGAAACGUAAUUUUAUUUGGGUUAGUAAGCAACUUAAGGACAUAAUACCAGCUAAGGAUCAUCUAGUGGUUAUUAUAAUGGGUAGCGCUUCCGAUAAAGCUCAUUGUGAGAAAAUCUCCACACCUUUGCAACAAUUAGGAGUAAAUACUGAGCUACGCGUUACGUCAGCGCACAAAGGACCAGAAGAGACCUUGCGCAUUAUGCGCGAAUACGAAAGUGUUAUCAAUAAUUUGAUAUUUAUUGCCGUAGCAGGUCGUUCUAAUGGAUUAGGUCCAGUUUUAUCUGGUAGCACCACAUAUCCAGUGAUUAAUUGCCCACCUUUAAAAGCAGAGAAUCUUCAAGUUGAUGUUUGGUCUAGUUUAAAUGUGCCUUCCGGUCUUGGUUGCCCAACUGUGUUAUAUCCUGAGGCAGCUGCGCUUCAUGCGGCACAAAUUUUGGCCCUUUCAAAUUACAUAAUUUGGUCCAAGCUACGCGUCAAACAACUCAAUAACUUUAUUACUUUAAAGAAGGCUGAUAAGCUGGUGCGCGGAGUGCGUAAUGCUUAGAUUACGUGUGCAGAACUGAAUCAUGAGAAUCAUAUUUCUGUAUAAAAUCGGCUUUUAAAGCCAUGCAUUUUGUUGAUUGCCGCUAAUAAAACAUAUACGUAUAUAAAAACCUAAA